UGAUACCGUAAUAAUCCCCGGGCUUUUCGCAUCAAUCAGUCUCCCAUUUAAUCCCUCAACAGUCCGCAAUUGAUCACGAGUGACCAAUUAAUUUCGCUCCACUCGGGUGAUCGAUAAAUUUGUGAAUUCAUUCGUCAGGAAAAUUUUUCAAGGGUUUCAAAGGAUUUGAAUUUUUCGUAAUCUGAGGCAACAGCUGCUCUCAGGAAGCAGAUAAGUCAAUCGAGAGCACCGCCAACAAAGUGAAACAGAGCAAGGAGACGGGUGUUUAUUCACACAACCUGACCGAGUUAAACUCGUGGUUUACAUCCCCCACCAUCUGGUCAUUUACCCAAGCGCCAGUCCUCGAGGCUCAGAGUGUCGCGGGGCCUCCACGAGCGUGCCAGACUUGGCGUCGUCAUCGGGUCAAGCGAUACAAGCCCAUUGCCCAAAUUUUUCUGAAUCGAGUGCAGCUCACGUGGACUUUCGCGUUGUUUUUUUAAUCGCGCUGGGGGGGGGAGCGAGUGAAUGGCGUGAAGGUUAGUGCAUUCAGGUUGGGCAGGUCCCUGUGGCUGUGCGCAUGGUUGUGUAGGUCCGGGCGGCAAUUGGAGGGGCCGAGGGGGUGGGCAAAUUGUCCCGGCGACGCUCCUUUGAGAGGAGCGCGAGGCAAUGGCUGCCACCGGCUGCAGAGUCUCUUGUAAUCGUGGGGAUUGUGGUGGUGAUAAUGUGUCUCGGAAUUGUUCGGAAACGAGGGAGAGAUCGAGGUAGUGAGAGGAUUGUGGUCGGAACAGUGCAAGUGGUAUGAGGGAGUGACAGUUGUCGAUUCUUUCGGUGUUUUAUUCGUGGGACACAGGGCUUUCUGGUUAAUUGGACUGAGGGGAGAUGCUCGAGGUGUUAUUGUGAUUGAUAUGAAGGCGAAGGGGACUGGUAAGAACCACAUUGAUGGCGAUGUGGAGUCGAUUGAGGCCAAUGAGAGGUAUGACGAGUUCAAUACUGUGAUGGUGCCUGUGUCGAGGAGCCUCAGUAGGAGUCCGCAGAGCGAUGAGGGCAUUGAGGCUGACGCCGAGGCCAGGAGGAACAAUGUUGGCAGAUGCUGGAGUAUUGACUCGUCAAAUGGCGAGGAGGAGCUCGGGAAGGGCACUCUGUGGCAGAGGAGACAGUCGAAAAUCAGGGUCACCAGGUGCUGCAGCUCUGACAGCGCUGUCUUGAGUGACGAUGAUCAGAUUAAAGGAUGGGAUAACUUGAUCAUCGGUGAUCGCAGCGAGUGUGACUCGACCGAGGAGAGGCCCAGGUACUGGAGAACACCCAGUGUUGUCGUUAGUGACUACUCAGACUACUCCUAUCUCGAUGAAAAAUACGACAGGAGUGAUUUUGAACUGGAGAAGUUCGAGGGAACGUCGGGCUCACCGAGUCAGGCCAGCAGUUGCUCAUGCUUAGACUGCGAUGAUAUUAGUGAAUUUCAAGACUUAAAUUCCCCUGUUCAUAGCCACCUCCAGGUCGGUGGACAGAGGCGACAUUCAGACUCUUGCUGCACAUGUUUGCCCAGUUCCAGCAUCAACAACAGGGGUGUUAAUGGUAACCCCAGUAGGAGGAACUCGUGUCUGGCAACACCAGGCCCAUACUCAUUGAGAUCGGAAUCAUCAGCCCCAGGGUAUCCCAAGGGUGACAUCAAUCCUGAAGACACUAGGACCAACGUCGAGCUCCUCGAGCUACCACCAGUGCGAAAGAUAUCUGAUUGUUCCACGAAUUCCAGUCUCAGUGGUGAUGACUUCGAGGUCACCGAACUGCAGCCAUUAAAGAGGCCACAGAGCUCUGGGUGGAGAAAACUGAGGAACAUUGUACAGUGGACACCCUUUUUCCAGACUUAUAAGAAACAUCGGUAUCCGUGGGUCCAACUAGCCGGUCACCAAGGUAACUUCCGAGCGGGUCCGACCCCGGGCACAAUCCUGAAGAAGCUCUGCCCGCAAGAGGAGGCCUGCUUCCGUCUCCUGAUGCACGACGUCCUCCGCCCCUACGUCCCCGAGUUCAAGGGUGUCCUCGACGUUCGAGAGUCCGAGGAGGACCGGAGCAGUCAGGAGCCCGAGGCGCCCCCCAAGGACCCAGAGGACUCCCCCCAGAGUCCCAUCGUCGCCUCCUACCUCCAGCUCCAGGACCUCCUCGGGGACUUCGACCAGCCCUGCGUCAUGGACUGCAAAGUCGGAGUGCGAACGUACCUCGAGUCAGAGCUGGCAAAAGCCAAGGAGCGCCCAAAACUCCGGAAGGACAUGUACGAGAAGAUGAUCCAGGUGGACCCCUCGGCCCCGAGCCCCGAGGAGCGUCGUCUCCAGGGUGUGACCAAGCCCAGGUACAUGGUUUGGCGCGAGACAAUAUCCAGCACAGCGACCCUCGGCUUCAGGGUCGAGGGGAUAAAGUUGAGCCACGGUGGCUCCUCCAAAGACUUCAAAACCACUAGAACACGAGAGCAAGUGACUGAGGCACUGAAAAAAUUCGUCGAGGAUUAUCCACACGCUGUACCAAAGUAUCUCCAGAGGCUCAAGGCCAUCAGGGCGACACUCAAGGCAUCGCCAUUCUUCGCGAGUCACGAGGUCGUUGGGUCGAGUCUGCUGUUCGUUCAUGACGCACAAAAUGCUGGUGUCUGGAUGAUUGAUUUUGCCAAGACUCUACCUCUACCCUCGCAUCUCCAUAAAAUAAGGCACGACGCUGAGUGGGAAGUUGGCAAUCACGAGGAUGGGUAUCUCAUUGGUGUCAACAAUAUCAUUGAUAUCUUUGAGGACAUUAGAAACUCGGUGCCCUGAUCAUUGGGGGAAUUUUUUUACAAUUGGUUGGCACGAGCCGGCGGCGUGGUGGUUUAAUGAGUGUAAUAGAGACGAUUGGUGUGUGGAGUGGUGAGAGGAAUUCUUUAGUGAAGUGGUCUUUAGGUUCCAGAAUUCGAGGAUUUUUUGCUGCUGAGGACGUUCAGCAUUGAAAUGUCUUCUUAUAUUUUUUUGAGAACUACUCGUUAUUCAGUUGAUUGAAAUUUUGGAAAUGAAGGAAUUUGUCUCGAUCAGUUGGUGUGGGAGCAAAUUCAGGAAAAAUGGGUUUUCAUAUUCUAUUCAUCCAUUUUUAUAAACGAGAAAUGAGAGAUGAUUUUUUUUUGUCGAUUUAAUUCGAAAUUUUGAGGUAUUUCUUGAUGGAAAUUCAAUUUGUUAUCGAGAUAUUUCAAUUUUUUAACAACGAAGACUGGAUUUUUGCAAGUGAGGGAAUUUAUUAUAAGUUCUACAAAAAUGGGUUUUCAUAGUCUAUGAUAAUCCAUUUUUAUAAACGGUAAAUACGAACUGAUUUUUUUAUCGUUCGUUGUAGAUUUAUCGUGGUGAUGAGAGGUUCUGGAUGGAAAUUUCGAGUUAUUUCUUGUAGAAAAUACCAUUUAUUAUCGAGAUUAUUAAAUUUUUUAUCAACAAAGACUGUGGACCCUCGCAGUUGAGAGACACUAUUAUUAAAAAUGUCUGCAAAAUUUCUUAUAAAAUUCUACAAAACAUGGGUUUUCACAGACUAUCAUAAUCCAUUUUUAUGGACGAGAAAUGACAAGUGAUUUUUUUAUCAAUUCAGUUCGAAACUCAAUCCCAUUCGUUGAUUCUGGUAACGAGUGGUUCUAAAAUAAAUUAUAGAGAGUUUUCUGUAGCUCAUGAAAUUCACUACAAAAAUCUCCUUCAACGUGUCGAAAUGAUUCAAUUUUUUAUUUAAAAAAGAACUAAAAAAUUCAAUUCUUGGAGAAUUGUGGAUUAAUUUUGAUAACGAGUGGUUCUAGGACAAAAAUACCAAGAAAACUCCAAACUUCCCAGCCAUUAACGAUCAUCACCAGCAAUUUUAAUUAUAAACGAAGAAAUGAAAGAAUACAGAGAAAACCUAUUCUUUCCCUAAUUGCCAACGUUUCGAACACUCAAAGUGUUCUUCAUCAGAGCAUUUAUUUAUUCUAUAUUCAGCCCAUCAGUUAUUUAAAGGCUGUAACAGAAAUGUAUCAAUCCAAAGAAAUUCACAGAAUGGCUGUAAAGUUCCAAGUUUUUUGGAGAUGAAUGGAAGCGAUUGGAAUAAUUAUCGUGAAAUAUCAAAAAACAUCUUUCGUAGCUCAAAAAAUCCUCGCCUCAAUAGGCCACUUGCCCCCUUACUAAUGAAUUCAACGUACGUAAACUCGUUAGUUCGAUAGAAUUUUCAAUCUUUUUAUUUGUUGGAUGAUGCCCGAAGAGACUAGCACACGAGCUGUACCCCCUCUUCGUAAAUCAAACAAAUAACCCAAGUUGAGAGUACGUAAACUCGGUAGUUCGAUAGAUGAAUGGACCCUUCCACCCUCCCCACCCCUGGAGGAUCCCAGAGAUUCUGAGUUACUCCAAAAAAAAAAUUAAUCUAAUUAAAUUUAAACCAACAAACCAAAGACGCGGUAGCUGUGGCUGCCUAGAAAAUCACCUAUCACUGGAUGUCAGUCACAUAGAUUAAUGUAUUUAAAGCCCCCAAAAUUGUUCCAAAAAUUUUCCAUGGACAAAUUUAGUGAAAUUAGCUUUUGUAUAAACUGUAUUUCUACGAAUGAAAAAAACAAAAAUUCAUUGGUAUUUUGAGAAUCACAAGAAAAACAUUUUACUUAAGUUGUUUCAUCAUCUCUUUUAGCUCAUCAUUUUAUUAAUUUAAUUUAACUACUUAUACGUAAGACUUUUAUUUAUACUUUUUUUUUGAAAUAACAUUGCGCAAAUCGUCUCCCGAUACGAGACGAUUAUUUUGUAUUCACAAAGCGUAUUCACACGUUUGUAAAUAAAUCGUCAUUUAUUCAUA
Molecule: messenger RNA, 4773 nt
Organism: Diachasma alloeum
Lineage: Eukaryota; Metazoa; Arthropoda; Insecta; Hymenoptera; Braconidae
Gene: IP3K2
Product: inositol-trisphosphate 3-kinase B
Exons: 6
Coding region: 885-2771 (628 amino acids)
Biological process (GO): inositol phosphate biosynthetic process
Cellular component (GO): nucleus; cytoplasm
Molecular function (GO): inositol tetrakisphosphate kinase activity; inositol-1,4,5-trisphosphate 3-kinase activity
Source: RefSeq, a predicted model, not a curated record